UGAAAUGGCUGAAAAUAAUCGCUGACUGACUAGUAAAUGAUGGAACAUCAGCUGUGUCGUAACAGUUCGCUAUAACUAAAUGGACUUGGAGCCCAGCUUUCAAAAAGAAGGAUCACCCUAAUUGCCCAUCAUGGUUGCUACAGAGGCUAUGCCUGAUGAAGCAGAAUGUCCUGUAUUCGAGAUCCAGCAAGAUUUUUUUCAAGAAGCAAAAACUCUCAUUGCCCAACAUUAUGAAAAAAUAAAUGAGAAUAAAGUUCAAAGUACUUCUAUAAAUGUUUUUAAAAAUAAACAUCAAAACCCCAAAUCUGGCAAAUUCAUACCUUUGGAGAUUAAAAAAAAGGAAGCACUUGAUGUGGUCCAAGAAUUUCGGACAGCACACAAAAGUAUUUGUUUUCCCAAAUACCUGUUCAAAAGUGAACAUUUUAAGGAGCCCUCACAACGAACUUCUUUUAAGGAGCCAGACAUUUUUAGUGUAAAGGAAAAAUUCAAGGAUUGUAUGGAUCUAAUCACGAAAGAACAAGUUAAACUGGGUAAAAUAGUGACAAAUAUUGAAUCAGUGGGUAAAAAAAUGGAGAAAGAAAAGCAUCAGCACCAUGGGAAGUCCAGAUUGUUGGUCUCACCAUUUGCCACCCACAUCAUCAACAUUGGCUUGCCCUUAAAAUCCAUGACCUCCUCUUCCAUGGGGCUUCUGAAAGAAUAUGACAAAACAUUCUCCGAUUGGAAAGGAAUCAUGCCAACAAAGUCUUCCCGUUUGACUCCUCCCCCAAGCUGGCCUAGUUUGAAUGGGUCAUCAUCAGUGUUUCGGGAUUACUGUCCUUUUGAAGUGGACUGGAGUGGAUACUGGGUGGGCAUUAAUAGGCCUUUUGCAUCAGUCCAGUUAGAGGCUUGUAUCUUAUCCUUGCAAACCAACUAUAUGGGGGGCGGUGUGAAUGGCCCCCGGCUGGGACCUGCAGAGCUCGAUUCUGUCGUUGUGCCUCCUGCUGCUGGAGUUCACCAGGAGCUGGUCCAGCUCCGACAACGAUGUGUGCACCAGAAAAUCUUAAAGAAGAAGGAACAACAGCCUAUCAAACCAAAGCCAGGACAAAAGCCAGGACCUGGGCUGAAGUCUAUUCUAAGUAAAAGUGGCAAACUCGACAAUAAAGUUAAAAGGAUUGGACCACACAUAGAAAUUUUCCAAGUGUUCCGGGAAAGGACCAAACUCAUAAAUAACAAAAAAGUAGUUAGAAUGAUCACCAUCAUGCAAGCCUAUGUCAGAGGAUGGCUUGAACGCAAAAGAUUGCAGAGAAUAAUGAUCAAGGCUUUGUCUCAUGGACCAAAUUUGAGAGCAGUUAUAAAGAUGUAUCAUAGACAGAUCCAUCGUGUUAAAUAUCGACUUGGUCUUUGGAGGACAAGACAAAUUAUAAACUUUGCAGAGCUAGAGGAAUGGAUGGACAGAAAAAAGUUCUAUGAAACAAUGUUUGCUAAGAGAGAAGAUUGGCAAGGACUAGAAAGAAGUGAGCUCCUCAAGUUCUUCAAUGACUGUGGUCAUUUCCCAACCCAGCAGCAAAUUGAUGAGGCUUGGGACCUGGUCCAUAGAGACCAUGAGAAAUAUUCUGAACUCAUCAAGAAGUACAAUGCAAUUGAAAUGUUAUUUACGCUCUAUCCUCCUCAAGGUGCCCAUGUGCAUAAUAAUAUACGACUUAGGUCAACUUGGCUGAGACCCAUAGUAAAUGGGGAAGAAGGAUACAGAUAUAUAGUGAAUGGACAUCCAAUACUCAAGAGAGCUAACAUCCGAAUUGUUGGAAAGUUAGUAUCCAGAUCUAUAAGAGAAAGGAAAAUGAGACAUUUAUCGUGAGAAGUAGAAUAAUGUUUCAAUACAAUUUCAUUAUCUUAAGAGUUGAACCUUUCUACCCAAAGAGAUUAUGUUAACAUCAGCCAUGGAUUAAUUAUGUAUCACCAGGAAAAAAAUGACAAGCAUCUCUGGACAUCAAAGAAAAGAUUUGAACAAGUCAGUUCAUAAUUUCUAAAUAUCUUUGGAUGAACCAUUCAUUGGAUCUUCUUCAUUAAA
Molecule: messenger RNA, 2047 nt
Organism: Mustela lutreola (European mink)
Lineage: Eukaryota; Metazoa; Chordata; Mammalia; Carnivora; Mustelidae
Gene: IQCM
Product: IQ motif containing M
Exons: 15
Coding region: 131-1834 (567 amino acids)
Molecular function (GO): protein binding
Source: RefSeq, a predicted model, not a curated record